CACUACACCACCAAUGACUUGAUGCAUAGACAAACUGAUUAGGAUGUGGAUGUGUGGUUACUGAAAGUGAAAGAAUUGAUUGGUGAGUCAUUGGAUGAUGUAUGCGAGCAUGUGCAAAUCAGUGGGCCGAUGGAAAGAUGAAUAUGUAUAUGUGACUGGGUGGGUGGGUUUUCUGUCAGAUCCAGGUUCUCCGACACAAAUUGGGCUGUUACAUGUCACCGUCAAGAGAUCUAAUUUUCAUUCUUGGAGCCUGUCAUGUCCCACCUGGCCCGCAAAUGGCCACAAAAAUAAUUCAUUUUAUCGUUAACGGGAAAGUGGAGCGAGCAGAGUUUGGAGCAGACUGCACGGCUGAAGAUGUUAAAGACCUGUUCCGUGCAGCAGCACAGGCCUCUCCUCAUCACAUCCUGAAGCUGUACAAAUCAAACGGCAGUGUGGUGAAUAUCUCGCCCAUGCUGGAGUCCAACAGCCAGGACUCAUACUACCAGCUGGAAGUGGUGGCAUCUGACCUUCAGAGCAUUGCUAUAACGACUGAUGUGGGCAACAUGGAGCAGAGGCUGUGUCACCUGGAGACCAAAGCCCAGGAAGAUGCAGGCAAAACUCCAGAAAUCAUCAGUGACCUCAAGAGUCAGGUGGAUUCUUUCAAGCGAAAGCUUGAGGUUUGUAAUCCUGCUCAGAGUCUGCGUCUGCCUGCAUGCAUGAGAGCUGAAAUGUUUGCCACUUGUCAGAGCAUCAAGCACCUGAGCUGGAUGGGUCUCUUCAGGGAUGAGUGCCCCCAACAGCUUUCCAAGUUCCCACCGAAAGCCAAAGUGCCUCAGGUGAACAAGGAAGAGGAGCACCGGGAGGUUCGCAGGAAGUUCCUCAACAUGAGCUCGCUGCAGGUGAUAGAAGAAGUGAGAGAGCAUCUGAAAACUCCCACUUUUGACAAUUGGCAAUGGGAGGAGCCAGAGAUGCUGGUCCUCCUCCAAAUGAUGUUCACCGACCUGGACUUCCUGACGGUGUUCCACUUUGAGGUGGACAUCCUCCAGAACUUCCUGUUUGAGGUCUACUGCCACUACAACAACAUUCCCUUCCAUAACUUCCAGCACUGCUUCUGCGUCACGCAGAUGAUGUACGGGCUCAUUUGGCUAACAGACCUCAGGAACAAGUUGGAUCCGAUGGACCUUCUGAUCAUGCUGACCUCUGCUCUGUGCCAUGACCUCGACCACCCCGGCUACAGCAACGUCUAUCAGAUCAACGCCCAGACCGAACUGGCCCUUCGUUACAAUGACAUCUCCCCGUUGGAGAACCACCACUGUGCAGUCGCCUUUAGCAUCCUGGCCAAGGAGGACUCCAACAUCCUCAAACACGUGACCACAGAACAGUACAAACACAUUCGAGCAGGAAUGAUCAAGUGCAUUCUGGCCACCGACAUGGCGAGACACAAUGAAAUCCUCAACAAGUUCAAGAGCAUCCAGCCCGUGUUUGACUUCAGAAACAGGGAUCACACGGAAGUGCUGAUGAAGAUCAUGGUGAAGGUGAGCGACAUUUCCAACGAGGCCAGGCCAAUGGCGGUGGCCGAGCCCUGGCUGGACUGUCUCCUGCAGGAGUUCUUCAACCAGGGCGACACAGAAAAACUCAAAGGGCUUCCAGUGACUCCAUUUAUGGACCGCGACAAAGUGUCCAAGCCGUCCUCACAGACCAGUUUUAUUCGUUUUCUCCUGUUGCCGCUCUUCACAGAGCUCACUAAGCUGUUCCCCUGUCUGGAGAAACAUAUUCUGGAGCCAGUGAGGCAAGCCUUGGAGUACUAUUCGGACUUGGAGAGAGCCACCCAGAAGGAGGCAGCGGCCAGCAAACCCUGAUGAGCAAGACAUCACAAUUCUGUUUUAGCAAACGUGUGACCGUAGCUCAUGUUUACAUAAUCACACAACCCAAGUGCUUAGCAUAUUCAACGUCAGCUCAACAUUUUAUUUUCUGUAACUGCAUUUACAUGUUCGAACCAAAGUGCAAAUGUCUGAUAAACCGUUUAAAUUAA
Molecule: messenger RNA, 2011 nt
Organism: Hippocampus comes (tiger tail seahorse)
Lineage: Eukaryota; Metazoa; Chordata; Actinopteri; Syngnathiformes; Syngnathidae
Product: high affinity cGMP-specific 3',5'-cyclic phosphodiesterase 9A-like
Exons: 13
Coding region: 213-1838 (541 amino acids)
Biological process (GO): signal transduction
Molecular function (GO): 3',5'-cyclic-nucleotide phosphodiesterase activity
Source: RefSeq, a predicted model, not a curated record